GUGCGGCGGAGGAGAGAAAGCAUCUUUGUCUGCACAGAGCAGAACAGCUCUGCUGGGCUUCCCUGCCUGCUUUCAUCCUCACAGCAACAUCCAAACAUAAGGGAGACUCUCUGAAAACAGGGGGAUUCAUCUGCCGCAUUCAUCUCUGCUGAAAAUUUCGGACUUUUUCCUCCUCUAUCUUCCUUUCCCUCUCUCCUUUCUCUCUCUCUCUCCAUUGUGCUUUCCUUUUUUUGUUUUUGUUGCCUGGCUGGAAUAAUCCACCCCUCCUCUGUAUCCAUGUGUCAGAGCGCUGGAUGAUGCGCAGGUAAAUGACACCGCGCGCCUCCUACACAUAAACGACCUUACGGACGGAGGAUAUUGGGAUGCUGAGCAGAGUGGAGGCUGUACCUAGGCUGCAUGCCUAGCUAACCCAUGGAGAACUGACAGCAGCAGUGCUGGAUGGAGGCCAAAUCACUGGAUGGCGAAGGCGAGGAAGCACACAGUACCGUGGAUAACUCGCAUUGUUUGUUCUCUUCCCUAAACUGAUGCAGUUGUAGAUGCAACUUGAUUGUAAAGAGAUGGAAAAAAAACAGAUCAGUAUAGGAAGUCAGUGCUGAACCAUCUGUGCUGCACUUAGAUUUGAAGUGCGGGUUAUUUUUUGCCAAUUUUAGGGCUCUAACAAAAGCAGUGAUAGACACCAGAUAAUACUCCCUGAUUAAAUUGGAGAAGACACAGACGCCAGCAAUAGAAAGCAGAGAGGAACCAUCAUGGGCAGCAGUAAAUGCAAGGUUUCCUGGCUUUUGUUUUUAGCAGGCUUAGUUUUAACAGGAGUGGCUUUGGAAUAUGAAGGAGUACCCGGUCAGUGGACUCGCUUUGCUCAGUGGGACGCAAAGACAACAGGUGAGCUCAGCUUCAUUCUGAAGACCAACAUCAGCAAAGCCCUGGUCCUCUAUCUCGAUGACGGGGGGAACUGCGACUUCUUGGAGCUCCUGAUUGCAGAGGGCAGGCUACAGGUCCGCUUCACCAUUCACUGCGCUGAGCCGGCCUCUUUGCACACGGAGACAUACGUCAGCGACCAGCGCUGGCAUAGAGUCCUCCUCACUCGCAAUUACAGAGAAACACGAUUGGUGCUGGACAAUGAGGAGAAAGUGGCUGAGGUGAAGUCCAAAAGGAAAGAGAUGGUGGUCGCAAGCGACCUUUACGUUGGUGGGAUCUCACCCGACGUUCGUCUCUCCGCUCUCACAUCGAGCACCGUCAAGUACGAGCCCCCAUUCCAGGGCUUUAUAACCAAUCUGAAAGUUGGAGACGCUCUACCUGUGCUGCUGGAUGGUCAAGCCGUGCAUAAUGAUCUGGAGUACAUAUGUGACACACACUCUCCCUGCAGCAACAAAGGCCUGUGCUCCGUCAGUCAAGGAGAAGUCCUCUGUGAAUGUAUCAAUACCAUCUAUAGGGGAAGGUACUGCCAAGAAGCUGUCCAGAGAGAAGUUGAAGGUCUGGCGCACCUGAUGUUAAACCGCCAAGUUUUACGCCAAGGGCAGCAGGAGUCAGUGGCUACCUUUAAAGGCAAUGAGUUCUUCAGCUACAACCUGUCCACAACUCCCAUUCAGAGCAGUCUGGAUGAGAUCACGCUGUCCUUCCGCACCCUGCAAAGAAAUGGCCUGCUGCUCCACACGGGAAAGUCAGCUGAUUAUGUUAACCUGUCGCUGAGAAACGGAGCUGUGUGGCUGGUGAUAAACCUGGGCUCCGGUGCCUUUGAAGCCCUGGUGGAGCCUGCCAGUGGAAAGUUCAAUGACAACGUUUGGCACGAUGUCCGAGUGACACGCAACCUUCGACAGGUGACAAUCUUGGUGGACGGGAUCCUCACCACCACCGGCUACACCCAGGAGGACUACACUAUGCUGGGUUCUGAUGAUCUUUUCUAUAUAGGAGGCAGCCUGAACACAGCCGACCUGCCGGGCUCCCCGGUCAGCAACAACUUCAUGGGCUGUCUGAAGGAUGUGGUCUACAGGAAUAAUGAGUUUAGACUGGAACUGUCACGCCUGGCUGAGCAGCGAGACCCCAAGAUCAGUAUCCAUGGCGACCUGAUAUUCAGCUGUGAAAACGUGGAAGCUCUUGAGCCGGUCACCUUCGACACACCGUCUGCCUACCUGACAUUGCCCAGGUGGAACACAAAGAAGACCGGCGCCAUAUCUUUCGACUUCCGCACCACAGAGUCCAACGGCCUGCUGCUGUUCAGCCACGGCAGCCAGCAGGGAGUGUUGCCCGAUAGGAAGCCACGCGCUGACUUCUUUGCCAUAGAGCUACUGGAGGGAUUUCUCCACUUGGCCAUGGAUAUGGGUUCUGGCAGCAUUAAGAUCAAGGCCAGCAACAAGCGGCUUGACGAUGGCGAGUGGUGGCACGUGGACUUCCAAAGAAAGGGGAGAAAUGGCUUUAUCUCUGUAAACAGCCAGAGCAUCCCCUUCACCGCCAACGAAGGCAGCGAGAUCCUUGACUUGGACGGAGACAUGUAUCUCGGAGGUUUACCCGAAGACCGGCAAGCCCUCAUUCUGCCCCCCGAGGUAUGGACGGCCUCCCUGGGCCUCGGCUUUGUGGGCUGCGUGAGGGACAUCUUCAUCGACGGGCAGAGCCGCAACCUGUGGAGGCUGGCAGAGGUGCAGAGUGCCACGGGUGUUAGCAGCUUCUGCACCAGGGAGACCCAUCUGAGAUGCUCCAGAGACACGUGUGCCAAUGGUGGACAUUGCAGAGAGGGCUGGAACCGGCAUGUCUGCGACUGCAGUGGCACAGGCUACGUGGGCCCCAGCUGUGAGAAGGAAGCCACAGCGGUGAGUUAUGAUGGCAGCAUGUAUCUGAAGGUGGUGCUGCCGAGGACGCUACACACAGAGGCCGAGGACGUGUCCCUGCGCUUCAUGUCCCAGAGGGCCUUUGGUCUGCUGAUGGCCACCACAUCUCAGCAGUCAGCGGACACCCUGCGCAUAGAGCUGGACGGAGGCAGAGUCAAGCUCACUGUGAACCUGGAUUGUAUCAGGAUAGACUGUAAUCUCAGCAAGGGACCAGAGACUCUCCUUGUAGGCGAGAAGCUGAAUGACAAUGAGUGGCACACAGUGAAGGUGGCACGACGUGGGAAGAACUUGCAGCUUUGUGUUGACAAUGUGACAAUGGAAGGCCACAUGACUGGUGCUCACACCCGGCUGGAGUUCAACAACAUCGAGACAGGAAUCAUGACAGAGCGGCGCUUCAUCUCAGUGAUGCCUUCCAAUUUCAUUGGCCACUUGCAAGCGCUCUCCUUCAAUGGGAUGCUCUACCUGGACCAGUGCAAGAAUGGAGACAUCUCCUUCUGCGAGCUUAAUGCUCGAUUUGGCAUGAGACACAUUGUGGCCAAUCCUGUGACUUUUCUAACUCAAGCCAGCUAUUUGGCCUUUUCCACCUUGCAGGCCUACGCCUCCAUGCACCUCUUUUUCCAGUUCAAAACCACCAGUACUGAUGGCCUGAUACUGUAUAACUCUGGAGAUGGCAGUGACUUCAUCGUAGUGGAGCUGGUCAAAGGGUACAUUCAUUAUGUUUUCGACUUGGGCAAUGGACCGUCACUAAUGAAGGGAAACUCUGACAAGCCUCUCAACGACAACCAGUGGCACAAUGUGGUGAUCUCCCGUGACAACAACAACGUGCACGUACUUAAGAUUGAUUCCCGCACUGUGACUCAACACACCAAUGGAGCCCGCAAUCUGGACUUAAAAGGGGAGCUGUACAUUGGUGGUGUUGGAAAAAGCAUGUACAGCAGCCUUCCCAGGUUAAUUGCUUCCCGGGAAGGCUACAAGGGCUGCCUGGCUUCAGUGGACUUAAAUGGAAGGCUCCCAGACCUCCUGGCAGAUGCCCUUCACAAGGUGGGAGAGGUGGAUCGCGGCUGUGGAGGCCCCAGCACAACCUGCACAGAGGACUCCUGCCACCACCAAGGUGUGUGUCUGCAGCUGUGGGAGGGCUUCUCCUGUGACUGCACCAUGACCACCUACGGAGGACCUUUCUGCAGUGACCCUGGGACCACGUACAUCUUUGGGAAAGGAGGGGCUCUUAUUACCUUCACCUGGGCUCCCAACGAAAGGCCAAGCACACGCGCCGACAGGUUAGCCGUGGGCUUCAGCACUCAGCAGAAGGAGGCCAUUUUAGUGCGUGUGGAAAGCACCCACGGUCUCGGAGACUAUCUCCAGCUGCACAUUGAUCAAGGAAAAGUGGGUGUCAUCUUUAAUGUGGGAACAGAUGACAUCUCCAUUGAAGAGCCAGCUGCCAUUGUAAAUGAUGGAAAGUACCACGUUGUGCGCUUCACACGCAGUGGUGGCAAUGCCACUCUCCAGGUGGACAACCAUCCAGUCAUUGAACGGUACCCACCAGGACACUAUGAUAAUGAACGACUGGCUAUUGCUAGACAAAGAAUCCCGUACAGACUUGGUCGGGUAGUUGACGAGUGGAUAAACGAUAAAGGGAGACAGCUCACCAUCUUUAACAGCCAGGCUGCUAUUAAAAUUGGCGGCUAUGACAAGGGUCAGCCCUUCCAAGGUCAGAUCUCUGGGCUUUAUUACAACGGUCUUCAGGUGCUCAAACUGGCAGCAGAAAAUGAUCCGAGUGUUCAGGUGGAGGGGAACCUGCGCUUGGUAGGAGACUCGCUAUCGGCACUGACUACGGACACCACCUCUGUGACGCCGCUUGCUGUGUCCGACAUGUCCACCACCAUUAUGGAAACCACUACCACCAUGGCAACCACCACCACCCGCCGGCAGAGAUCCCCCAGCCUGAGGGAGAGCAUCUCAAAGCCUCAGAGCUCUGAUGAUAUUCUGGUGGCAUCAGCUGAGUGUCCAAGUGACGACGAGGACCUGGAAGAGUGUGAACCUGGAACAGGAGGUGAAUUAGUGUUGCCUAUUAUAACAGUGGAUUCCCUUGAGCCCCCAUCCAUUGCUACCCGUUACCCCGUCAUCCCCCCUCCUCCCACCCUCCUCUCCCCUCUUGAAACCACCAAAGAGUCCCUGAUCCUCCCCCCUCACCCCUCCUGCCCCCCGGACCAGGAGGACUGCGGUGACCCUGUGGAAGUCUCGGCAUUCGGCUCGGGGGAGAUGACGGAAUCCGACGAUGAGGACUUUUACAAAAAUAACUCCCCCCUGGUCACUGACAGGACAGUCCUUCCUCCACCUCCCGCCGCCGGUGAGGGUGGAGUCCAGAAAUCCCGCCCCUUACCUCCUUUUGUUCCCACAACUAAUCCUGACCAGCUCCACAUCCCUGCAGGCAAAAUGAACACCCGUGACCAGGUGCUCCUGCCCCCUGCUCCCCCAUCCUCCCGUAACACACCAGGACUAACGUACCCCCCCAAUUUUCCCCAUGUGCCCACAGCCAAUCCCACAGCCUCUGAUGAAAAGAACCAACCAGGUGCCGUGGAGGUCAUCAGGGAGUCCAGUAGCACCACAGGGAUGGUGGUCGGUAUUGUGGCUGCUGCUGCUCUCUGCAUCCUCAUCCUCCUCUAUGCCAUGUACAAGUACCGCAACCGGGAUGAGGGCUCCUACCCAGCAGACCAGGGCCACACGUUUGCCAACAAUUCCACCGUGGAGGGCAAUGGAGCAGUGGUCAAAGACAAAAGCACAGCCACCGCCUCUGUGGCAAAGGCCAUCACAAAGGGCAAAAAGAACAAGGACAAGGAAUACUAUGUCUGAAACUAAAAGAGGAGAGUAAAGAAAGCUGGACUGAGACUGGGGGAUGAGAGUAUGCUGUUUUCUUUGUUCUGUUUUGUUUUUUCUGUUUUUUUUAACCUGUAUUUAUCAGGUAUCUGAAAAAGGUUCCAGUCUGCAAAGAAAUGUCCUCUAAAAGCAAAUCAAACAUCGGAUUUCCAGGAAAUUCCCCAGCAGUGUUAAAUUAAAUGUUGAUGAAACAUGAUCUAACCUUAUUCACCAUCUCUUUGUUGGUGCACAAUUUUUAUUUUAUGUUCCUAACUUGGCUAGAAAAGAGAAUAUCCACUUAGGCUUUGUACAUAGCAUGGAUAUGGUACUGUGAAGAAAGUGCUGAGGACAUCCAGUUCCUCUGGACUUCUUUGUAAUUCUCUAUCCUGAGUCUCGAUGUCCCCAUUAUGAUACAUGAAGCAGAACAGGCCAGUUAUUGAAUUUUUAUGGUAGAUGAGCAGCAGGCGCCACAGCAGCCCUCCUGAGCGCACUCGAAGAGAAAACCCUUUUCACUCGGAAGAGACAUCACAUCAGCAGCCUCCGUGUUACGUUAUGGGUUUUCUGUUUUCAAACUACCCCGAUCGCUCUGCGUUUGCCCAUCCACAUGAGAUGGGAUUAUUUCCACCGAUGGAUAGUUGUGCUGUGAACAAGCCAGGACAUCUAGCUCCAUCCUAAAGUGUUCACGAAAUCCCUCUACAUACCUCCACGCAGCGAUCCUCGAAUGUCUUAGUCAGAUGAAUCUGAGGUAUUAUUUGUGUGAGAUAAUUAAGUCAGUACUCCUUGAAGAAAUAAUUUUGAAGGUAUUCCUCUACGAACACUGCUUGUAUGUACUGUACAUAUAGAGGUUAGCAGACUGACAAAGAUGUGAUCAAAGCAAACGCAUCCGAGAUUGUUGGUCCAGCACUCAUCAUCAUUAUCGUCAUCACCACACCAAACUGUUGCAGUCCGAAUGGAGCUUUGAGAAGCACAGAAUCCCAAUUUUCUGGAGAACGUUUCAGAGAACGGCCGGCUCACUCCCAACCUUAUAUUUCCAAUAUACUGUCAUUUGAAAUUUUAAAAGCACACGGAAUGUGGAAGCAUUUCUCUAAGACAUAAGAUAAUCCUUGUAAAGCAGCCAAAACGUAAUAAUUUUUUUUAUAUCAGUUAUCCAGACUAUUCUAUGGGAUGAAAAAUUAAAUUUGUGAACUGUAAUAUUUCUCUGAUAUUUCGAUGUAUCUUGUUACCACUCUUCUUAACGUAUCACAUUUUAGAUUGCUUUCUACUUUAAUCUGGACAAAAAUAAAGAAUAAAAAGAAGCACACUCUCCUCUGAUAGCUGCAGAUAUCUCAUUGUUUUUAUUUUCCUUGUUUGCCUUUCAGAUUAUGCAGAGAAAACAGAGGGAUGGAAGAAAACAAUGUUUUUUUUUGGUGUGCUUUUUAUAUGUGCUAAAACUAAAUGAAUCAGAUGGUAUAACAACUUUUUUCAGUUAUCUACUCAUGCUGUGUGAUUUCUUUUUUUCUUUAUUAAAAGUGCCAUCCAGUGUGAGUUGCUCAGUUCUCAGAAAAUAUACCAUUCCUCACUCAUUGCUAUUGUAUAGUGUUCAUGUGAAAUGGAUCUUAAUAUGUGUACAGAACGUGGAUAAAGAUGAAAUACACUUGAUUAUAUACUUUGUACACACCUGUGUUAUGUGAUGUUUCUUGCUGACCUAAACUGAUCUUUGACACAUACAGCUAUUUCAAUUCAUAAAAGGGAAUUCAUCUUCUGCUCAUUAUGAUAAAUUUGGCUUCCAGUUAAUGAAAACACAAAACUCUGUUGCUCAGAAAACAUUUACCACAUGAAUGUCAGAUAUUUGAGCAAUUAGUCCAUCAGUUUAUUGUAUUUGUUGUUAGUUUUCUUUGAACUCUUGCACAUUAUUUGCACUUUUUCCUUCCACUCAACUUUCCAUUAAUAUUCCUAUCGACAGGUAGCUUCUUGAGCUGAAAUUCGGUUAGGUUGUCUUUUGUUUAAUUUGUUUUUUUGUUUUUAUUUUCUUUUGUUGUUUAAGCUCAUUG
Cyprinodon variegatus (sheepshead minnow) is the source of this 7702-nucleotide messenger RNA. It is a transcript of the gene nrxn2a, whose product is annotated as neurexin-2-like. The record is from RefSeq and is a predicted model, not a curated record. Bases 747 to 5669 code for a protein of 1640 amino acids. Lineage: Eukaryota; Metazoa; Chordata; Actinopteri; Cyprinodontiformes; Cyprinodontidae. The transcript is spliced from 22 exons.